Messenger RNA from Dichomitus squalens LYAD-421 SS1, 949 nucleotides. RefSeq lists its product as uncharacterized. The transcript has 4 exons. The record is from RefSeq and is a predicted model, not a curated record. The coding region runs from base 1 to 900 and encodes 299 amino acids. Lineage: Eukaryota; Fungi; Basidiomycota; Agaricomycetes; Polyporales; Polyporaceae.
AUGCAGCAGAAGAUAGCAUUAUCUUAUCUAAACGGUCUCGAGAUCCGUACUUUAGACGCUUCCAAGAUCUCUGUAUUGAGAUACCAAUCUGGUUUUUCCGACACAUCUUUAUCGGGUCGAGGCCAGCUAUCAAUCCCAGACGUGCCCGUCCUCCCGCUCUUCGCAGAGCUCCCCUUUGUGAUCGACAUCACAACGACGACCGCCCCGCUCGCCCGCGCCAAAGCCGAUGCUCUACCCCCCGAUAAGCCUAUCUUCCCCGCCCCGCCCGUGGCGCACAGCGAGAUUCAAUUUCGGCUAUACCGCAAUCUUGUCCUCAGCCCAAAGGGGUAUGUGUGGACGACUGACGAUGCCGUCGCGUGCUUCUUCGGAGCCGGGAUCGACGCAAGGGAUGUCGUCGCUGACAUAGACUUGCCUGAGAAACAGUGGGUUGUUGACCAAGUUAGCCCACACGAUGGAGAGGAGAAGGGGAGUUGGGUGCAGCGCUCGGUGUUCACGUCCAAGUUCACGCUGAACCUCCCUCCAACGUUCGUUGCGCCCGGGCUCACCGUCCAGUACUACUUGUCACUCGAGGUGCCAUUUCCGGGUAUAGGGAACGACAUCCGCAUCCAGGUACCCGUCGUGAUCAGUUCGGGAAUCACUGAGUCUAUGCCACGAUCCCAAACUGGCCAGCCCCAGUCCCAGCCCCAGCGCUCGUCUUUGCCUCUCCGUCAGCCAGACCCUGUAGCGAUCUCGUCGAGUUCUGCUAGUGAUGCAGGCUCGGAUGUCCGAUCCCCAGCCGCUGCUUCAGGUCCUGCCCCGGCUUACAAGCCCCGAUCACCCAAACGUGACUUGAGUCUGCCGCCGGAAUACUGGGAGGCGGCGAACAAUGAAGAUGGGGGCCACUCGACCAAGAGGGCUUGAAGUGACGUAGCUAUGUAUCCGCGUUCAGAACAACUGAAUAUCAAGCUUC